AUGCUGAUCUCGGAUGAAGGAGAUAAUGGUGUGUUCUUUGAUGCAUUGGAUUGUUUUUCACCUUCUCAAGAAUCUCUUUUGAGAAAUCAAUAUUUUGGGUAUGACUUUUGGCUUAAUGAGCCUCUUAGUGUCAAGGAAAGAAAGGAAAAUUUUCUACAAAAGAUGGGUUUCGUUGAUGCUUCUUCUGAGUUUACUUCUGAAAACAAAAUUGUGCACUGGGACGAGAGGAUAACGGACUGCAGUGAAACAGUAUCAAAUGAUUGUGUUUUGUCUUCGACGGCGCGAGUCGUGUUUGAGUCCAGAGAUGAUGAUGAUAAAACAGAUGCAAGUUUACAAGGAGAGGAAUUACAUGAGCUAAGAAAUAGAGAAGCAAAGAUUGUAGAGGAAUUUCAAGUUAUUGAUAAUGGUAAAAAGAAAAAGAAAAACUGGUGGAAGCAUUUUGUUAACAGUGGGAAACUAGCUGGAGGGAUAGUUAGAUCAAAAUUUAUUAACGCGAAUACGAAUGAAACUUGUCGAAUCAAUGUAAGGCACAAUAAGAAAAGCUGGAAUGAGUCUAGUGCUGUGCAUGGUGGACAAGAGAUUAGAGCACACAAAGGUCUAAUUUGGACUAUGAAGUUUAGUCCAAGGGGCCAGUAUCUAGCAACUGGCGGCGAAGAUGGUGUUGUUCAUAUAUGGCAUGUUUCAUCGCUGAAUGCUUCUAGUAUUUGUUAUGCUAAACAAGCUAGUGCUGUUAGCAAAUUGAAACACGGCGUGUCUUUUUCUUCGAAGAAAUGUUGUCAAUCCCCCGUUGUUGUUCCAAGUAAGAUUCUCAAAAUUGAGGAAUCCCCACUUCAAGAACUGUAUGGUCAUUCAAGUGAUGUGGUGGAUUUGGCUUGGUCUGAUUCAGAUAUGCUCCUUUCCUCGUCUAUGGAUAAAACAGUUCGCAUGUGGAAAAUUGGUUAUAAUCAAUGUUUAAAAGUUUUCCAUCACAAAGAUUAUGUGACAUGUAUUCAAUUCAACCCUGUUGAUGAAAAUUACUUCAUAAGUGGCUCCAUAGAUGGUAAAGUUCGAAUAUGGGGAAUACAUGAAGAGCGAGUUGUUGACUGGGCAGACACGCGAGAUGUCAUUAGUGCCAUAAGUUAUCAGCCAGAUGGGAAGGGGUUUGUAGUCGGUUCCCUUUGUGGUAUUUGCCGCUUUUAUGUAACUUCAGGUCAACAAUUUGUGCAUAAGGCGAAGAUUCGUGUCAAUGAAAAGAAGAAAAGAUCAUCUGGCAACAAGAUUACUGGCAUUCAGUUUUCUCAUAAAAACCAUCGGAGAGUUAUGAUCACAUCACGAGAUUCCAAAGUUAGAAUAUUUGAAGAUGCUGAACUUGUUCAGACAUAUAGAGGUCUUCUAAUGUCUAGAAGUCAGAUGUCUGGUUCAUUUACAUCUAGCGGAAAUCACAUAAUUUCGGUUGGUGAGGACUCUCGUGUGUAUAUUUGGAACUUCAAUGACUCGGGAAAUUAUUUUUCGAAACAGAGAAAAACAGAUAGUUCAUGUGAGCACUUCCGCUCCAAGGGUGUUACUGUCGCAAUACCUUGGUCAGGCAUGACAUCAGAAAGAAGCUGCUCUUUUGGCGACUUUGUCAACUAUUCUUCUGAAAAGCAACGCAAAUUAGUGGCUGCUCCCAGUUUUAGAGAGUCGGAACGUUUUUCUUUUGGGAGUUGGUUCUCCAUUGAUGGUUCGUGCCACCGUUCUAUGACAUGGCCUGAAGAGAAACUUCCCAGUUGGGGUUCACCUCUUUCAGAAAUUGAAUUUGAUCACGACGAGCUAUCUUUUAAAGAUUUAUGGCAUGAGAAUCGUGUACCCGAAACAUGGGGACUCUCGGUUGUUGCAGCCGGUCUUGAUGGAACCAUCAAGACAUUUCACAACUUCGGAUUUCCUGUUAGGCUUUAG
Lathyrus sativus (Indian pea) is the source of this 1914-nucleotide messenger RNA. The record is from the annotation of a GenBank genome assembly. Lineage: Eukaryota; Viridiplantae; Streptophyta; Magnoliopsida; Fabales; Fabaceae.